Messenger RNA from Lates calcarifer (barramundi perch), 1139 nucleotides. RefSeq lists its product as uncharacterized. Gene Ontology annotation, cellular component: heterotrimeric G-protein complex. Gene Ontology annotation, biological process: G protein-coupled receptor signaling pathway. Bases 76 to 294 code for a protein of 72 amino acids. Gene Ontology annotation, molecular function: G-protein beta-subunit binding. The record is from RefSeq and is a predicted model, not a curated record. Lineage: Eukaryota; Metazoa; Chordata; Actinopteri; Centropomidae. The transcript has 3 exons.
GUUUUAUUGCAGCCUAGAAGUCAACGAUUACUUAACUGACUACUUUGUUACUUUCUCUGUCACAGUGGGUCAGUCAUGUCAAACAACAGCGCCGUCAACAGCAAUUUGGCCAUCGCCCAGAGAGCAGUGAAACAGCUUCGUCUAGAGGCCAGUGUCCACAGGAUAAAGGUUUCACAGGCUGCUGCAGAAUUGAAGACCUUCUGUUUGCAAAAUGCCCACAAAGACCCUCUCCUCACUGGGGUGCCCUCCAGUGAUAACCCCUUCAGGCCUCCCAAAUCAUGUGUCCUCCUCUGAGGACCGUGAAGGAGUGCCAAGCACUCAAACAGAUGCCUGAUCAUUCAGAUGUGGAUUUCUGUCAUGUGCCCCACUGCCUCUGAAGAUAAAGAAGUCAAGACCAUAGAUACACUCACACACUGUUUUUCAGUGGAGCAGCUACAGAAUGAUGCUGACAUUUUCAGCUGAAAAAAUGUAGUCAUUCAUUGUACUUAAUUUGGUAGUACGGGUGUGUCUGUGCAUUAAUAAAACUACUGGCUUCUUCCUCUUCUUCUUCAUAUGCUCUUUUCAGGGUUCAGGGGUCUCUACUAUGCUAGGUUUACACAAGAGGCCUUAAUGUCAAUAUGGAGACCUGAUAGACUGUAAUACGUUGAUGGGUAAUUUCCAAUGUUGUUGUUCACAUUGUGAACAUGCAGUCCAGUUUGUACAGUUCAAACAAUCUCUCUCAACUCAAAAGCAGUGUUAUUACUCACCAUUAAAAGUUACCAUCUCUUUUUUUUGUCAUCUGUGACUGAAGCUGUAUCUGGCAUAAAUUUAGUUUUAACACUAACAAUUUUAAAUGUACAAAAGCUCACUAAAAAAAAAAUUUUUUGGUAAAAAAAUAGGGGCACAUAUAUUAUGUGUUGGAAUUGUUGGAAGUUGGAAUUUGAAGUGCUCUUACCAUCAAAAGCUGAAUUGUGGACAGCUGGGAGUAGAAGUGACUGAAAGACAGAGUGUAAAAUAUUUUUCUUAACAGGAAAUCUAAAUGUCUGUCAUAUACACCAUAAUACUUUACAAUUAACACAAUUUACAGUGUCAUGCUAUAAAACCUGACUACUGUUGAUCAAUGUAUAUCAUUAAUCUAAUCACACAUUAAAUUAUUACCA